This is a messenger RNA of Drosophila mauritiana, 2696 nucleotides long. It is a transcript of the gene CkIalpha, whose product is annotated as casein kinase I. Gene Ontology annotation, cellular component: cytoplasm; nucleus. Lineage: Eukaryota; Metazoa; Arthropoda; Insecta; Diptera; Drosophilidae. The transcript is spliced from 4 exons. The record is from RefSeq and is a predicted model, not a curated record. Gene Ontology annotation, molecular function: ATP binding; protein serine/threonine kinase activity. Gene Ontology annotation, biological process: negative regulation of canonical Wnt signaling pathway; signal transduction; peptidyl-serine phosphorylation. Bases 424 to 1437 code for a protein of 337 amino acids.
GUGUUUGUUCGAACCUAUCGGGCCCUAUCGAUAUAAGCAAAAGCAUUUUUGCUGGAUCUACCAUUUUAUUUUAGUUAAUAAAAUACAUAUAUUUCCUCUCUUUUUGUUCCGUUUGUGCGCGUACAAAACUAGCUGCGAACUCGUGCAAUAUUUCAUAAACUGAAUGGGAAAACAACGUUAACGACGAAAGAAAACGAAAACGGAUCUGCGACGAAAUUUUCCCCGUUUCGUUUUUUUUUCUCCACCAGCAGCAGAAGCAGCAGAGCAAAAGCAGCGAAUAUAUUUGUAAAAGAGAGCCCCAACCUUGAGAAAAAACAACCAGCAGGGCAUUAAUUAUUUCAAUUUAUCGUCUGCUGUUUUUCAAGUGAACGCGUCCAACUGUUUUUGAAGCGAAGCGCUUAGGCGGAGGAGCAGCUAGCCAGGAUGGACAAGAUGCGGAUAUUGAAGGAAAGUCGCCCCGAGAUAAUCGUCGGUGGCAAAUAUAGGGUGAUCAGGAAGAUUGGAAGCGGAUCGUUUGGCGACAUUUACUUGGGCAUGAGCAUCCAGAGCGGCGAAGAAGUGGCCAUCAAGAUGGAGAGCGCCCACGCCCGCCAUCCGCAGCUGUUGUACGAGGCCAAGCUGUACCGCAUCCUGAGCGGCGGCGUGGGAUUCCCUCGUAUACGUCACCAUGGCAAGGAAAAGAACUUCAACACCCUGGUCAUGGACCUGCUGGGACCCUCUCUAGAGGAUCUGUUCAAUUUCUGUACGCGCCAUUUCACGAUCAAGACGGUUCUGAUGCUCGUCGACCAGAUGAUCGGACGCUUGGAGUACAUCCAUCUCAAGUGCUUCAUUCAUCGCGACAUCAAGCCGGAUAACUUCCUCAUGGGCAUCGGUCGGCACUGCAAUAAGCUCUUCCUGAUCGAUUUCGGUCUGGCCAAGAAGUUCCGCGAUCCGCACACGCGUCAUCACAUCGUAUACCGCGAGGACAAGAACCUCACCGGCACUGCCCGCUAUGCCUCGAUCAAUGCCCAUCUGGGCAUCGAGCAGUCGCGGCGUGACGACAUGGAAUCGCUUGGAUACGUGAUGAUGUACUUCAAUCGCGGCGUACUGCCCUGGCAAGGCAUGAAGGCCAACACCAAGCAGCAGAAGUACGAGAAGAUCUCCGAAAAGAAGAUGUCCACGCCCAUCGAGGUCCUCUGCAAGGGCUCGCCGGCCGAGUUCUCCAUGUAUCUGAACUAUUGUCGUAGCCUGCGCUUCGAGGAGCAGCCAGAUUACAUGUACCUACGUCAAUUGUUCCGCAUACUGUUCAGAACGCUGAACCAUCAGUAUGACUACAUCUACGACUGGACAAUGCUGAAGCAGAAGACCCACCAGGGUCAACCCAAUCCAGCUAUACUCUUGGAGCAAUUGGACAAGGACAAGGAGAAGCAGAACGGCAAGCCCCUGAUGGCGGACUAAGAGCUGCGCUUUCUGACGAGCGGGGGGAGUGCAUCAGAGAAGGAGAACGUGGAGCCGUGGAUGUAAAUGAGGAUGAUGUGAAUGGAAAGGAAAGGCCCCGCAAGGAGCGGAGCAAAUAUGAAACAGACGCAACCGCUAAAUUGAGUAACAGCAGCGGGCGUCCGAAUGUUUCUUAAUAUUAAUUUAAAUUCAAUACUAAACAAAUAAGGAACCACAGCAAGCAACGGCAUCAUCAGCAGGGCAUAUAAAAUGAUACCCCAGCAAAUGUGAUUCACGAGUGAAUCACUGCGAUCGAUAGUAACACAAACCGAAAUUAUUGCAAAUCAAUACGAUUCAAGCCAAUUUGCAAUCCACACACAAACCAACAUACUUGCAUAACACACAAACACACACACACACUCACUCACUCUCAUACACCCACUCAAAAAGCAAACAUCAUUGCCCAAAUGGGGGAGAAAAAAAGAAAGGAAAAGAAAAGAAAGGGAAAGAAAUCAACAACACUUAGCCUAAUAAAUUACACGAAAUAAUAUUGCUAGAGUUGGAGGAACAAAAUGAAGUAAUGCUGAGGAAACUAAACCUAUAUAUAUAUGUAUAUGUAUAUAUGUAAGCGAAUAAACACAACACCAUAUAUGUAUGCAUAUACCCAUUUGAUUCACGUCAAAUCGAAUCCAAUGCUUAAUUAUGAAACGAGCGAAACAAAACUCAAUAACUAAUUCAAAUGGAAUAAAUAAGAAAAUAAACAGCAACAAACAAACAAGAAUAAACAAUAAAAAAAUUAAUAAAACACACCGAGAAAAGCAAACAAAAAAAUAUAGUGGAGGAUGCGGAGGAGAAACAACCAAGCAAAGCCAACUGAGAUGGGGGAAAGUAUAAAAUAAAAGCAGCAACAAGAGUAAAACAAGCAAAUAAUAAUUAUAAUGAAGAAUGAAAAAUAAGAAAACAGACCGCAAAACUGCAAAGUAAUUUUGCAUAGUACGCCGUAAUAAUUAUAAAUAUAACUUAUAUUUAAUUUUUUGAAUUACAUCAAUAAAUAUGUUGAAAUUAAAUUUCGACUCGGAGCUGUUCACAUCUGCAUUAGACAGAGAUGGGGCAUACGAAAGGGAAAGAAGUCCAUUAAAAUAUAUUUAUUGUUGUAAUAUACGUCAUUGUUUAUUAGCGAUUAGCUCUAUUGGUUAAUAAUCUUUUUUUAAAAUUGUAGCAUAUAAUUAGUUCUUUUAUAAUACUAUAUUAAAUUUACAUAAACAUUGUAUAUUCAUAUA